Molecule: messenger RNA, 258 nt
Organism: Lodderomyces margitis
Lineage: Eukaryota; Fungi; Ascomycota; Pichiomycetes; Serinales; Debaryomycetaceae
Exons: 1
Coding region: 1-258 (85 amino acids)
Source: RefSeq, a predicted model, not a curated record
AUGUCGGUAUCUUUUGCUCCAGAGUGCACGCCAGCCAAAAAUGCUUAUGACGACUGUUUCAACAAGUGGUACACUGAGAAAUUCUUGAAAGGCAAAUCGAUUGAAAACGAGUGUACCGAGUUCUGGGACACUUACAUUACCUGUAUCAAUGCCAACUUGGCCAAGCAAGGGAUAAAGCCGAUGCUAGAUAAGGCUAGAGAGGAUCAGCCUUUUAGCCACGAAGAGAUACAGGAAAGCUUAAAAGAGCUGGAGAAGUGA